UGUAGGCUUGGAGAAAUAUCUUGUGCGUCUGAUCUAUUUGGAUUUCAGCGAUUGUCGGCUGUCGUACCCGGCUCGGGCGCUUGCAGUGCAUCGUCUUUUAGUGCUGUCGUAGAGAUGGCUGUACGUGGUACUAUUUGUCGAAUGAAAGUGAUAUUAGUUUAUGAUCUAAGUCGUGCGUUUACCUUGCCAUGCGUUGUCGGUGCAGGUUCCUCCAAUAAGGGGAGCUGGGCCGGGCGGCCUCACCACAACAGACAGCUGUGCACCGGAAGGUGUCAUUCUACCUUCUCGAGGCAUCUUCAUCACGCCACCCAACAAUCUACAGCAUCUGCAGCACUUUCGACUGCUGCGAAGGACGCAAUCAAAGAUGCCAACCAUCAAGUUACUGUAGAGUACUUCCGAGGGUUGCCGCAGGUGACAGUGCCUUUGCCAUCACGCAAAGAACGCUGCAAAUUCACACUGCGACCAAUAAGCAACACUGUCGGCGAUUUCCUCAACAUGUUACGAUUGGAGGACCGAGGUAUCGACCGCGUCAUUAUAAACACUCCAGAUGGUGUUCGAAUUGCAUCUUCUAAUACGAUAGAAGCUCUCAUGGAGGAUGAUUUUAUACUCGUUGUGAAUGAUAAUAAGUACUUAGUAAAAGCGCCAGAACAAGAACGUUUGAGCAAGAAGGAAUUGGAGAGACUGUCCGAUGUGCGCAACCUUGUAAAUCAGUUGUACGAAGCUCUAAACGUGGAAGAGCAUCAGUUGAAAAAGGAGCGACAAUUAAGCAAGCAAUUAGAAGGCCUUAAGCUUGAACUGAAACCACUAGAGGAGAAAAGAAAUGAACUGGAUUCGAUGGCGAACAGGCGAACAAAUAUGCUCACUUGGCUGGGUUUGGGACUGAUGUCUGUACAAUUUGGAAUAUUAGCCCGUCUUACUUGGUGGGAAUAUUCGUGGGAUAUCAUGGAGCCCAUUACUUAUUUUGUGACCUAUGGUACUGCCAUGGCUGCCUAUUCAUAUUACGUCCUCACAAAACAGGAGUAUAUACUGCCUGAUGUGAAAGACAGACAACAUUUGAUCAUCUUCCACAGACGUGCUCGCAAACUUGGACUGGAUCUUCAAAGAUAUAAUGAUCUUAAAGAUAAUAUUUCCAAAAUAGAAGCUGACCUUCAACGUUUACGAGAUCCACUUCAUAUGCAUCUUCCUGUUCAUCAAAACUUUCUGAAUUCAUCAGACGAGCCUAAAUCAGCUUUUCAGCGUGCCCAAGAACAAUUGCGAUUACUUGUAAACAAAACUAAAUGAUUACGACCUACCUCAUAAGGGGAGCAAAAAUAAACUGUUGGCUAAUACGUACCAGAUUUUCAAAAGAAGUUUGUAGAUAGUUGAUACAGACAUAAGUGAAAUGGGAAGUUACAAGAAGCCCAAUGUAUUUUGUUUUAACUAUCUUUAAUAGUGAACAAAUUCCACAUAAAAAUAAUACACAAAUACCGUGACAUAGUUAUGUCAGUUUGUAAGUCUGAUGGAAUAUGACAUCAAAGUUAAGCUAAGUUGUGGUUGAGCAAUACCCCAUUUACUAUUAAACCAAACAGGCAUUUUUGAAUAUGUAUGUACUCCCAUAACUUUAAAAAGUAUGUUUAUGUACUUCUGCCUUUUUGUGCUAUUUGCAAAAAGGAUUUGAGGCUUUACAUUCUCAGGUAUAAAACUAGUAUGUAAUUUGUCUAUGCUGGUAUUUUGUAUUGUUUUUACAUUAAACUAUAUUUAUAUGUCAUUAGUACAUGUAAGUAUUGAGUUAAAUUUAUCAUUGUAAAAUUAAUAUAACAAGUUAUCUCAAAUAAAAAAAUAUAAGAAUAUUUAAAUUUUCAAUAAAAUUUAUUGUAUAAUACGUCGAAAAGGGCCCUAAAAUUUUUCAGCUUAAAAUUUUUAUAUUUUCAGUAUUUAAAGAAAGUAAUGAAAAGUGUAUGCAUUAUGUCAAACUUUAGAAUAUAUGUACAUUAUCUUUAUCAUAAGAAUACUUUUAUCACCUGUAAAAUUACUUAUCUAGAAAGAGGCAUUACAUAUUGUUAUGUGUUAGUCUCGCCUCUUUUUCCUUCUCAUGCAUGUGAAACACCCUGGCUUAUUCUAUAGUGUUAAGUUAUAAAAUGAAAACAUGAAAGAUAACUUCUGAAACCUGUCUUCCUUGUGCUCUUUACAAAUACCUAUACCUGUAACCAGGUUUCGUUACUGUCUUUUGUCAAUACCUUCCAUAUUGUAAUACCCUUGAAAUUGCUUCAUGUACUGUUAGUGUAAUCUAAAUCUUGUGUAAUGGAAUGUAGUAUUUCACAUGUUUGUGCCCAGAAAGUUUUCAGUAGAGCACUUAUUUUAAUGGGCUCCUAAUCACUUAAUACUGAUUUAUUUGCACAAAUAUUUCUGUACUUGAAUUCGGGCAGACUUAUAAGUAGCUCUUCAGCUCGACAUUUGCUAUUAAGGUCACAUUGUGAGCUCUCUUGUUACUCAGUGUAUUUUCGUAGAACUGUUACCAUCCUUCUAUGAGUAGUAGUACUCCAUUAUGAUAUAUUCCAGGAAUCUUUGUGGGCUGCUUGUGAAUUUUGAUGGUUAGUCCACAAUUGGUAGGAAGUUUGGUUUUGUUGCAGAUUCAUGUUUAGCAGACCUUUACUUUUAUUGUAGGUUACUUUUGUUAAUGGAUGAGUUUUAUGUAGGCCAAAUAGGUGAUUAGGCAUCCACAAAUAAUGUUUACUAUUCCCUAAAAUAGUUUUGAGUUAGCUCAUGGACUUGUAUGAAAGUAAGCAUUAAAAAUAUUUAUGUUUUCACUUAACUCAAUACAGCUUAGGUAAGAAAUUUGACAAUGAUAGACCAAAAUACAUUAGCUUCUGUGGUGGAGUUACACAAAAAAUUUGUCCAGUUCACCAGUAAUGAAAACUGAAGAUUUUUAAUGUCAGAGAAAUUUACUCAAGCAUUGAAGGAUUAUUCUGCAACUUGAGUGUCUGGUUUGGAAAGUAUUGAACAGUAUCAGUAGUUUUUAUGUUAGGGCAGUUACUUAACAUACAGUUUUUACUUUUGCCCAAUAUUAAAAUAAUUGCCAUGAUCUCCAGAAAUUAUUACUAUUAUCAAAUAAUUGAUAAGACUAAAGUUUGUUGUUUUUGAUCAUCUCUAAGGAUAACCCAUAUUUGUAAAUUUUAGCAGAUUUAAAUUUUAUUAAUUAUUUUAUUUAAACAUCAUUUUUAAUCAUUUAAAAAAUAUCUAAAAUGUAUUUUAGUGAAAUUUUUUUUACAGUAAUGCAUAUAGUUUUGAACGAAAUAGUUCUUGAUAACUUAAAAAAUUUCCAUUGGGCCAAAUUUUUAAUAUCCCUGCAAAGCUAUGCUUGGCUUUGACCAGAAAAAUCAAUUAUACCGGUAUGCAAUAAUUAACAUUGAACAUUUACGGAUAUGACAACAAUAUACUGGAUAAGCCAAUACCGGUAAUAAUUUUUUUUAUAUAUGCAAAUCAUGGGGGGGAAAAAUCAUAUAUUUUGACUUUAAAAAAUUUAUGAUCAAAUUAUCUUUUCCCACACACACACACACACACACACACACACACACACACACACACACACACACACACACACACACACACACACACACACACACACACACACACACACACACACACACACACACACACACACACACACACACACACACACACACACACACACACACACACACACACACACACACACACACACACACACACACACACACACACACACACACACACACACACACACACACACACACACACACACACACACACACACACACACACACACACACACACACACACACACACACACACACACACACACACACACACACACACACACACACACACACACACACACACACACACACACACACACACACACACACACACACACACACACACACACACACACACACACACACACACACACACACACACACACACACACACACACACACACACACACACACACACACACACACACACACACACACACACACACACACACACACACACACACACACACACACACACACACACACACACACACACACACACACACACACACACACACAAUAUGUGUGUGUGUGUAUGUAUAAAUUUUUGUACACAAAAUGUUUACGUUACUAAAAUCUUUACUUAAUUAAAAAUUGCUGAUAGAAAUAAUGUUUAAAAACAUAUAUUAUAUUUAAUACUUAAACAUUUUGUACAUUCAGUACAUAAUUAUUUAUGAUACAAAAUAUUUUAUUUGUAAGUAUUUUGUAAUAAUUUGAACUUCAUCACAUUAGCUAAUCUAUAUAUUUUUACUUUCAAUCUUAUUUAAAACAUUUCAAAUUUUAGAUACAAAUUUAAUCCAUGAAACAAUUUACUCUAAUGUUACCAUAAAUUAUGUUGCUAUGAAAUUAUGAUAUACAUUUGAUUGCUUUAUAAAAAUUUUGACCUUUUUACAAAUUACUAUUGGAUGGCCAAGAAAAUGUCUUGUUAAAAAAACCACUUAACAAAUACGUAUUACACUUUCUUUUUCCUGUGUAUAUGCAGAAUCAAAAGGUUGUGCUUUGCCUGUGCAGUCCAAAAUAAUUGUAUUUAUUUACACUAUCUUUGUAACAUAGCAAUAGUGUGAAUGAAGUCAAAUGACUUUAACAAUGCUACAUGAUUGGCUAUAGUUUACUUUUCAAGACUAAAUUUACAAUAGUUAUCUGCAGUGUCACAAAAAAAAGGCUGUAAAAACUGAAACGAAUUUGUUUGUAAUACUAUUGAUAAUGAUUUGUGAUAAUCUAGUGUGCCAACGGAGUCCCACAUACAUAAUUUAAAGUAAUUAGCAAAUAUUUUAUCAAAUGUGAUAUCCAAUUUGUAAGAAGUGUUUUAUCUUAACACAUAGUUGUAAUUUAUUAUUUGGCAAUUCUUUCUACAUUGAAUUGUAUUUAUUUUAGAAACAACACAAGAUAGAAGAAGUAGUAGUAUGUAUUUUUUUUAAAAAAACUUGAAUUUUUUUAUUGCAUUAUGUAAACAAAAAAAUAAAAUUAUGUUUAUAAUGAUUAAAUGUAAUAAUUUUGUAAUGUUUCUUUGAUUUGGACUCUCAUUAUAAAUUUAUACCAAAGGAACAUUUCUGUAGCAUCUAUCAAUUCUUUGACUGAAGAGAUAUCAGUCUAUUCAUGUGUCGAUUCUUUUCUACUUAUAACAUUCUGUACAAUAACAUCUUAACUUAUUAAUUAGUUCAUAAAAAAACUUUGGUUAAAAUGAUUGAAUAUUUCAUUAAAAAAAGUUGAUAUAACUUUGGAAUAUACUGGUACCAUAAAUUACAGGAAUAAUUAAAGAAAUAUUUAUUUUUAAAAAUAAUACGUUUAUAUGUGUAAUUUAUUACAAUUAUUUUUAUUCAGGCAUGCUUUAAAAAUUUUGUAAAUAAGCAAGAAAAUGUUUCCAAGUCUGUACUAAAAGUAAAAUAAUUAAUUCCUUUUCACAGUGACAUAAUCUAAUAAAGAGCCUUGUUUUCUAUAAU
This is a messenger RNA of Bacillus rossius redtenbacheri, 5494 nucleotides long. RefSeq names its product calcium uniporter protein, mitochondrial (gene MCU). The record is from RefSeq and is a predicted model, not a curated record. Gene Ontology annotation, cellular component: mitochondrial inner membrane; uniplex complex. Gene Ontology annotation, biological process: calcium import into the mitochondrion; mitochondrial calcium ion homeostasis. The transcript has 7 exons. Bases 115 to 1281 code for a protein of 388 amino acids. NCBI's taxonomy places the organism in Eukaryota, Metazoa, Arthropoda, Insecta, Phasmatodea, Bacillidae. Gene Ontology annotation, molecular function: calcium channel activity; uniporter activity.